CACCGCAGGUCCUUUAGCCCACUACUCUUUUCCAGCUCUGGUGCAGGUUACUACAAUAUAGGAUCUGCACAGUGGAUAUCUUCUAUAUAAGAUCCUUCUCCUGAUUGAUGCAUCAAUGAUGGACAGGGACAAGAUGGAGGAGAGUAUAAUAAAUCUCACCCUAGAGAUCCUCUACCGGCUUACUGGAGAGGACUACACAGUAGUGAAGAAGACCUCUAGUGGGCGCUGUCAGGCCCCUGUGUCUGAAGGAUGGGGAAGAACCCUGAGCCCAAUCACAGGGCCUUCACCUCACCCCCUAAUACUUGAGGAAAUCAAUACAGAGAAGAUCCUUGAACUCACCAACAAGAUGAUUGAGCUGCUGACUGGAGAGGUUCCUAUAAGGUUUCAGGAUUUCACCGUCUAUUUCUCUAUGGAGGAGUGGGAGUAUUUAGAAGGACACAAAGAUCUGUACAAGGACGUCAUGACGGAGCAUCACCGGCCCCUCACAUCACCAGAUGACUGUACCAGAAUCUCAGAUGGGCAUGUGACAUCUUCAGAUUUUAAAACAGAGGAUUAUGCUAUUACACAAAAUACAAGUGAAGAACAUGCCAUAAUCCCAGACGUACCCUCAGGUCUUCUCAGCAAAGAUUCAUCAUGUGAUUCUUUUAAAUAUGUCCAAACUUCAGAUUUAUCACAGAUUGCAAAGGAACAGAAAAGCCACAAAAUGGGUGUUGAACAUCAAACAGAGAAGAAGCCGUUUUCAUGUUUGGAAUGUGGAAAAUGUUUUAAACAUAAAUCUGCUUUUGUUAAACAUCAGAAAAUUCACACAGGGGAGAAGCCAUAUUCAUGUUCAGAAUGUGGGAAAUGUUUUACAGAUAAGUCACAUCUUCUUAGACAUGAGAGUAGUCACACAGGGGAGAAGCCAUAUUUAUGUUCAGAGUGUGGGAAAUAUUUUAGCCAGAAAUCAGAUCUUGUUAGACAUCAAAUAACACAUACAGGGAAAAAGCCAUUUUCAUGUUCAGAAUGUGGAAAAUGUUUUACAAAAAAAUCUAAUCUUGUUACACAUCAGAGAAUUCACACAGGGGAGAAGCUAUUUUCAUGCCCAGAAUGUGAGAAAUGCUUUACUCAUAAAUCAUAUCUUGAAAAGCAUUUAAAAAUUCACACAGGAGAGAAGCCAUAUUCAUGCUCAGAAUGUGGAAAAUGUUUUACAGAUAAGUCGAAUCUUGUUAUACAUAAAAGAAGUCACACAGGAGAGAAACCGUAUUCUUGUACAGAGUGUGGCAAAUAUUUUAUCCAGAAAUCUGAUCUUGUUAGACAUCAACUAACUCACACGGGGGAGAAGCCUUUUUUGUGUUCAGAAUGUGGGAAAUGUUUUACUCAGAAGUCAACCCUUGUUUGUCAUCGAAGAACUCACAGAGGGGAGAAACCUUUUUUAUGUUCAGAAUGUGGAAAAUCUUUUAAUUGUAAAUCAAAUCUUCUUAAUCAUCAUAAAAAUCAUACAGGGGAGAAGCCAUAUUCAUGUUCAGAAUGUAGGAAAUGUUUUAAAGAUAAGUCAUAUCUUCGUAGACAUGAGAGUAGUCACACAGGAGAGAAGCCAUAUUCAUGUUCAGAGUGUGGGAAAUAUUUUAGCCAGAAAUCUGAUCUUGUUAGACAUCAAGUAACUCACACGGGGAAAAAGCCUUUUUCGUGUUCAGAAUGUGAGAGAUGUUUUACUAAGAAGUCAACCCUUGUUUGUCACCAAAGAACUCACACUAGAGAGAGAAGAGACUUUCUUGUUCAGAAUGUUAAAAAUGUUUCACAGAUAAAUCAUAUAGAAACAUAGAAUGUGUCGGCAGAUAAGAACCAUUUGGCCCAUCUAGUCUGCCCAAUAUACUGAAUAUUAUGAAUAGCCCUUGUCCCUAUCUUAUAUAAAGGAUGGC
Bufo gargarizans (Asiatic toad) is the source of this 1898-nucleotide messenger RNA. RefSeq names its product zinc finger protein OZF-like. The coding region runs from base 116 to 1801 and encodes 561 amino acids. Gene Ontology annotation, biological process: regulation of transcription by RNA polymerase II. The record is from RefSeq and is a predicted model, not a curated record. Gene Ontology annotation, molecular function: DNA-binding transcription activator activity, RNA polymerase II-specific; RNA polymerase II cis-regulatory region sequence-specific DNA binding. NCBI's taxonomy places the organism in Eukaryota, Metazoa, Chordata, Amphibia, Anura, Bufonidae. The transcript is spliced from 5 exons. Gene Ontology annotation, cellular component: nucleus.